This is a messenger RNA of Cryptotermes secundus, 1575 nucleotides long. RefSeq names its product zinc finger HIT domain-containing protein 3. Gene Ontology annotation, biological process: maturation of LSU-rRNA from tricistronic rRNA transcript (SSU-rRNA, 5.8S rRNA, LSU-rRNA); snoRNA localization; box C/D snoRNP assembly. Gene Ontology annotation, molecular function: protein binding. Gene Ontology annotation, cellular component: nucleus; pre-snoRNP complex. The record is from RefSeq and is a predicted model, not a curated record. NCBI's taxonomy places the organism in Eukaryota, Metazoa, Arthropoda, Insecta, Blattodea, Kalotermitidae. The transcript is spliced from 2 exons. Bases 191 to 790 code for a protein of 199 amino acids.
UUUUGUCUGCAAAGACGGAAACACGCACCCGUUCGUCGAGUGGGUAUUUGCGUGUUACUCCAAUGGCUGUUGGCAAACACUGCGUAAAAAAUUAAUUGAAUUAUUCAGAUUGUGAACUUCUGGGUUGUGACUAAGUGUAAUCUUGUAGGUGUAUAUCGACGUUUCGGAAGAAUAUACUGCCUCCAUCUUCAUGGUUGAUGUAUACGUAAUAGUCUUCCGGUACGGUCGGAACCUAUUCAGCGCUCUGCAAAUUGUUGACUCCUCAAAUGCAAGUUUCACUCCGCCUACCGAGCUGGGUAUAAAAAGAAGCAGCUCCAACCCAGCACAUCAGUUCCACGUCAGUUCCAAGUCAGUUCCACGUCAGUCUUCAAUCAGUUCCACAACAGUCUUCAAGCAGUCUACAAACAGCACACUUCGUCACCAGCGCUUGGUCUUCAGAGGCAUCGGCACUUCACUGCACCAGGCACGACUGCCUCGGCUGUCCGGCGGUCUCACCCGACUCACUGGGCAACUCGGCUGCCUCGAUUCGCCGGUGGUCAUGCCCAACAUGCUGGGCAACUGGCGUAGCUACCGCCUCUCCACUCCUGCGACCGCGCUUCGUAAGCAAAUGUUUUCCAGCAACGGCCGCACUGUGGCCAGUCAACUGACUCAGCCGCCUCAACACACCGCAACCAACAUCCCUUUCUACUGGUGCGCACCGCCCUACUUCACCAGCCAAACAUCCCAGCAGCCAACGGUCCUUUUCAGGACCUACAAGCUUUUCCGAAGAAGUGGGUUGUCAUUGAAGUAAAGACAAAAUCGCUCACAAUGUAACCGACUUUCUCUACAUCUCUUCUGGCAUCCAGUCUAUUAUUAUGGAUGUUAAAAACGGCAUCAUUAUUCAGCAAGAAGCUGAAAUGUGACACACUUAAACCAAUUUAAAUUUGUGAUACAUAACAAAUAGUACAAAAACAGUAUACCCAAAAAGUAAAUUCAUGCACUUUAAGUAUUGUUUUAUAAACUUCUGAAGCAACCACUCAUUCUUGCUUUCCAUUUUGAUAAUUUUUAUACUGUUUAUAACCUCUGAGAAUAUCAGUUACCUAGUCAUACAUAAUCUGCAUAUGCAAUUAUGAUUUUUGCACUACAGAAAAUUUUGAAAAUUGUAAUUGAUUUCUUUCUUUAUGCUUGUAAGUAACUUUUUGUUAAAUAUACAACUAAUAUGUUAGGUGUUAUGACAAGCUAAAUAGUAUCUCAGCAGGUCAACAAAGAUGUCUGAAAGAAAAAAAAACACUUCAUCUCUCAGCAUUACAGCAUGAAUAAAGCAAAUUUCUUUGCACAAAGAAAGUGUUUCACAACCUAUCACUUUCUUAAAAACUGAAUUAGAUAUAUUUGAAGACAGACACUGAACUUUUCACCAGAUCUGCCAAACAAAUAACAUUUUAUGUUAGUUUAAAGGAUAUGCACUGUAUGUUUACUGCUAAGUGGCCAGCUGUUGCAGAUAUGCAGACACAAAGCUAUGAAGCUGUGACUGCAUUAAUAAUUAUAAAAUUAUUAUUACUUACUUACUUAUGGAGCUGAGCCCUUCUUGGGGAAAGA